Molecule: messenger RNA, 2165 nt
Organism: Seriola dumerili (greater amberjack)
Lineage: Eukaryota; Metazoa; Chordata; Actinopteri; Carangiformes; Carangidae
Gene: sptssa
Product: serine palmitoyltransferase small subunit A
Exons: 2
Coding region: 81-287 (68 amino acids)
Biological process (GO): ceramide biosynthetic process
Cellular component (GO): serine palmitoyltransferase complex
Molecular function (GO): serine C-palmitoyltransferase activity
Source: RefSeq, a predicted model, not a curated record
UUACCCUACCACGAGUCACGUCGAAAGGAAAAAAAACAGCGAGGAAAGAAAAAUAAGUUGUCGUUUGUGAAGUUGGGACCAUGGCCCUGGGUGACUGUUGGAAGCAGUUAUCGUGGUUUUACUAUCAGUACCUUCUGGUGACGGCGCUGUACAUGCUGGAGCCUUGGGAGCGGACGGUGUUCAACUCACUGCUGGUCUCCGUGGCUGGCAUGGCCAUUUACACUGGCUACGUCUUCAUGCCUCAGCACAUCAUGGCUAUCCUUCACUACUUCGAGGUCAUCCAGUGACACGAUGACUCCGUCCGUCCCCCCGCCGGUCCCAUCUGUCUCUGGCUUCCUGUCCGUCCCUCUGCCUGCCUUCCUGUCUCUCCUGGGUUUAAGGUCGGGCUUGUUUCCAACCAUGUUAAGGCAGAGCGUCUCUCCUCCUCUCCAAAGUUAAUUCACUACCAAAGGUCAAAACACUGAACGUCGUGCUGGAGGCCGAGUCGGACGAUGUCAUUCCCUGGGACUGUUUCUUCUUCUUCACUCGUAUGAAAUGUUCCCUGAUUAUGAACAGUGUUGGGCUCGGAGGUGAGGCCUUGGAAGAGUGUGCUUAGUUUUGUUUCAUGUGUUCUGUUUGAAUCAAGCGCACCUUACAGUUUUGAAAAUGUGUAAUUUAUGGAUGUGACUGGACAGUUUUAUUUUUAUUCCAUGAAGAAAUCAAACCAUUGUUGUCUCAGAGUUUUAUUCGGGAGCAGGAAACACAGCGAUGGAUGGAGAGAAUAUAUUUUUGAGCCAAAUAUGAUGAUUAUAGCAGCAUCAGAUCUCUGAGUGAGGCUGGGUUGUUUUUUAUCAAAGUGGGCACUAACUGCUAUUAAGGAACAUUUUCAGCCAUUUUUGUCCUUCACCAUCAUUUUCCUGCAGUUUUAAAGCCUCUGUUUCAACAUACAGACACUGUCAGUGCCUGAUGCAGCAUCGUAACUGUCAGGUGGAGGUGAUCUGAACUUUUAACCAUAUCCCAUGGCUUUCUUCAGACGUGUUUAAUGAUGCACACCAACAUCUUUUUCAGUGAGGGUUUUUUGUCAUAAUUGAAGAUGUAAAUUGACUGAAGCAGUGUUCCCAUUUCAGAGACCGCCGAUGAGGACAAACGUGCUGCAACGGCCCAAAACAACGGGCUGCAAAUUCAGAAACAUACUAAAAUAAAACAAACAGCCAAAUGAAUUAACCUCGCUCAAAACAUUAUAAUAUUUUUAUUAUUUGUAGUUUUUCCUUUCAAAAGUUGAAGUAUCUUUGAAACUGCAGAAUGGUUGUAAAGUCUGCUGGAGCUUGUGCAGUUGUAUCAGUUGGAAUAACGGUUGUAUCUGUCAGUCAUCUGCUCGUACGUUAAACCUCCAGUUCAGCUCUACAUUAGAUUUUUUCACCACAGAGUAACGUCGGGUUUAAGCCUCAAAAAACAAACACAAUGUGGUGAGUUGAACGGAGACGCCAACUCCUGUUCUUCUUCUGUUAGACGCAUCAAAUCCCCUGUGAGGAGCACGAUGGGAAAUAGACAAAUACACGAUCAAUCACACUUAUCAUCCGUCAUAUAUUUAUUGUCAAUAAGUGUAAUGUGCAGAUUAUUAUUUUACUCUUGAAAUAACACUCCGGCUCGAAGGAGAGAAUCUGACGACUCUUUGUCCUGCAGCUGGUCAUGGCUGCAGCUGCUAGAACAUACGCAACGCUCUGGUGACAGUUCUGUGGUCGAGGAUGAAGUGACACCUGACCGUGUAGAGAGCGUUACAGAGAGUAGCCCUGCGUGAUGGAAAAUGACGGCUGACAGGUUGGAAACGACACGGUUCAUCCUUUAAACUCCCACUUUUGUUGUAAACCGCACAGCAGGCAAAUGUUAACGGUUUCCUCUUUGCACAGAAACGUUAAAUGUUUAAGAAGUUCCAUUUUUACUGUCAUCUUCUUCAACGAUAUGUACUCCGACCACUACUGGUAUCCCUUGGAAAAUUGUGAUUAUUUUUUCCCUGCAAAAUGGUGUAUUUUUCUCAAGUUUGUGUAUAUAAUCUUGUUAUACAUAUUUGUAAAGUUUUGUAGUCGGAUAUGUUGGCGUAUAGAAUAAAAUAUUUGUGGUUUUUUGUGAGCUACUGAUGCUAAAUACUGUUCUAUAACUCUGAAAUCAUUAAAGGGAUAUUUCACCAA